Messenger RNA from Pseudonaja textilis, 709 nucleotides. The record is from RefSeq and is a predicted model, not a curated record. NCBI's taxonomy places the organism in Eukaryota, Metazoa, Chordata, Lepidosauria, Squamata, Elapidae.
CUCCCCAAACCAUUUUCCUGUCUCUAUUUCAGGCUUUCACAUAAUACAGAGGAUGUAUGGCUGUGAACUCCGGAAAGACGGGAGCAAAGGAGGGUUUGACCAAUAUGGCUACGAAGGGAGGACCUUCCUCUACUUCGACAAGAAGACCCCCACCUGGGUGGCUCCCGACCCCCAGGCCCAGAUCACCAAGAGGAAAUGGGAUGGUAUUCCAGCAAAGAAUCAGUACUGGAAGUCCUACCUGGAGAAGGAAUGCAUUGAGUGGCUGCAGAAGCACCUGUCCUAUGGGAAAGAGACGCUGCUGAGGACAGAGCCUCCAGGGGUGACGCUGGUGAGAGGCAAGACAGAGGUGGAGGAUGGGAUGGAGACGCACAUCUGCCGCCUGGAUGGCUUCUACCCCAGGGAGAUCGAUGCCUCCUGGAAGAGGGACGGGGAGGUCUGGCUGGAGGAGACCUUCCAUGGGUCUCUGGCCCCCAACGCGGAUGGGACCUACCACUACUGGCUCAGCAUCCGGAUCGACCCCAAAGAGAGGGGCCGCUAUCGGUGCCACGUGGAGCACGACGGCCUGCAGGAGCCUCUGGACCUGGCCGUGGAAGGUGAGAGGCUGCAGGGAGGGGAAGGCUGGGCUCUUUGGCAGGCUGGGAGGUGGUGGGAGAGGAAUCUGGCCCCAGAUGUGUCCAGGUGUGAGCAAACCUGAGCUUUCAUCCAUUGG